Messenger RNA from Asparagus officinalis (garden asparagus), 647 nucleotides. RefSeq names its product ubiquitin-conjugating enzyme E2 28-like. Gene Ontology annotation, biological process: protein polyubiquitination. The record is from RefSeq and is a predicted model, not a curated record. The coding region runs from base 31 to 477 and encodes 148 amino acids. Gene Ontology annotation, cellular component: nucleus. NCBI's taxonomy places the organism in Eukaryota, Viridiplantae, Streptophyta, Magnoliopsida, Asparagales, Asparagaceae. The transcript is spliced from 4 exons. Gene Ontology annotation, molecular function: ubiquitin conjugating enzyme activity.
UCUCAACUCAAAAAGACUUAAUUUGGUAGAAUGGCUUCUAGAAGAAUUAUUAAGGAGCUCAAAGAUCUACAGAGAGACCCACCAACUUCAUGCAGUGCAGGUCCAGUUGCAAAUGACAUUUUUCAUUGGCAAGCCACAAUCAUGGGCCCUAGCGACAGUCCCUACUCUGGUGGUGUUUUUGUAGUUACCAUACAUUUCCCGCCAGAUUAUCCCUUCAAACCCCCCAAGGUAGCUUUCAAGACAAAGGUCUUCCAUCCAAAUAUUAACAGCAAUGGCAACAUAUGUCUAGAUAUCCUCAAGGAUCAAUGGAGUCCAGCCCUAACCAUAUCAAAGGUUCUAUUAUCUAUAUGCUCUUUGCUCACUGAUCCAAACCCUGAUGAUCCAUUGGUCCCUGAAAUUGCUCACAUGUGCAAGAACGAUCGAUAUAGAUACGAGUCCACUGCUCGCAGCUGGACCCAGAAAUAUGCCAUGGGCUAAGCCUAUAAAAGUUUUAUGUAUAACGGAUUAUAUCCAUCAUUCAUAUCUAUCUCAAAUAAUUCUCAAAUUUGUAUCAUGCGCUCGAUUUUGAGAGACCAAAUUCCCUAUUAGGAAGAGGCGCUUAUUCUGUAUGGUUAGGAGCAUUAUGCAAUUUUUAUCUCCAUUUUGAU